Messenger RNA from Patiria miniata (bat star), 1021 nucleotides. RefSeq names its product 60S ribosomal protein L19-like (gene rpl19). Gene Ontology annotation, biological process: translation. The transcript is spliced from 6 exons. Gene Ontology annotation, cellular component: cytosolic large ribosomal subunit; ribosome. Lineage: Eukaryota; Metazoa; Echinodermata; Asteroidea; Valvatida; Asterinidae. The record is from RefSeq and is a predicted model, not a curated record. Bases 149 to 748 code for a protein of 199 amino acids. Gene Ontology annotation, molecular function: structural constituent of ribosome; RNA binding.
UUUGACACAUUUGUUGCAGUUGGAGGGUUAAUUUGCUGGAAUAAAAUCAAUUUCUGGUUGGGUGAAAUAAAGCAGUGCGGCGGAGGCUAUUUCCAAUUGCAGAAAGCAGUUCUUCGGUCUUUCUCCUCGUGUCGGCCAUUUUCUCAAAAUGAGUAAUCUUCGGCUGCAGAAGCGCUUAGCAUCCAGCGUGCUAAGCUGCGGCAAGAACAAGGUCUGGUUGGAUCCCAACGAGAUCAACGAGAUUGCCAAUGCUAACUCACGUCAGAAUAUCCGCAAGCUUGUCAAAGAUGGUCUGAUCAUCAGGAAACCGGUGGCUGUCCACUCCAGGGCACGCGUCCGCAAGAACGCCUUGGCCCGACGGAAGGGACGACACAGCGGCACAGGUAAGAGGAAGGGUACAGCUAACGCCCGUAUGCCACAGAAGGUCAUCUGGAUCCGCAGGAUGCGUGUGCUGAGACGACUCCUCAAGAAGUAUCGGGAAGCCAAGAAGAUUGACCGCCAUCUUUACCACAGUCUGUACAUGAAGGCCAAGGGCAACGUCUUCAAGAACAAGCGCGUCUUGAUGGAGUUCAUCCACAAGAAGAAGGCCGAAAAGACACGCAGCAAGCUGCUCCAAGACCAAGCUGAAGCCCGUCGGCAGAAGACCAAGGAGGCGCGCAAGCGUCGCGAGGAACGCCAGCAGGCUAAGCGCUCGGAGAUGCUCAAGGCUUACAUCAAGGAAGAUGAGGAACAAGCCGGAAAGAAGUAAAAACAUGCAACAGCCACUGGAGAAAAUGAAAAAACUGACACAUCAAACAGUCACAGACAAGCGCCUAGACUGGUUACUAGUCUAACUAGGGUUUUUGUCAUCAAAACCCUGGGGAAAAAAUAAGAAACAGGACGUUUCUAGGGAGAUAAUGCCAUAUCUUUUCAUGUUUGGUCAUUUUCAGAUGACAAAUUGUGAAAGAUUCUUGACAUAUAAGAAUAUGUGUUAUAUACAAAAAUAAAGGUUUUUCUUUCUAGAUCCGACCAAUGUAAAAAG